CAAGACGACGGGGCGCGGCAAGACGACGGGGCGCGGGCAAGACGGACGGGGGCGCAGACAAGACGGACGAGGGCGCAGGCAAGACGGACGGGGGCGGAGACAAGACGGACGAGGGCGCAAGCAAGACGGACGAGGGCGCUGGCAAGACGGACGGGGACACAGGCAAGACAGACGAGGGCGCAGGCAAGACGGACGAGGGCGCAGGCAAGACGGACGGGGGCGGAGACAAGACGGACGGGGGCGCAGGCAAGACGGACGAGGGCGCAGGCAAGACGGACGGGGGCGCAGGCAAGACGGACGAGGGCGCAGGCAAGACGGACGAGGGCGCAGAGCAAGACGGACGGGGGCGCAGACAAGACGGACGAGGGCGCAGGCAAGACGGACGGGGGCGCAGGCAAGACGGACGGGGGCGCAGGCAAGACGGACGGGGGCGCAGGCAAGACGGACGAGGGCGGAGACGAGACGGACGGGGGCGGAGACAAGACGGACGGGGGCGGAGACAAGACGGACGGGGGCGCAGACAAGACGGACGGGGGCGGAGACAAGACGGACGAGGGCGCAGGCAAGACGGAGGAGGGCGGAGACAAGACGGACGGGGGCGCAGACAAGCCGGACGGGGGUGGAGACAAGACGGACGGGGGCACUGGACAGUCAGAAGAGGACGCAAACCAGCCGGCCGGGGAUAAAGGAGGUAAAAUUACAGAUGAUGACGAUGAAGAAUUUGCUGAUGAUGAUGAGGAUACCGCUGAUGAAGAUAAAGGAAAAUUGGACUCCCCCAAGGAGGUACCAAGGCCCAGACUGGAAAUCCCAACCCUCCAUCGAGACGAAGCAGAAAGCAGCCACUUCUUUGCCUACCUGGUGUCCACCGCUAUGUUGGUGGCUGUGCUCUACAUUGGAUAUCACAACAAACGCAAGAUAAUUGCCUAUGUUGUGGAGGGAAGGAGGGCAAGAGCUUCACGUAGGCCCAAAGCUGCAGAGUACCAGAAGUUGGAGCAGAACAUCUGAAAGAUUUGCCUUGAAUGAAAUGCACACAACAUUGACAAUGCAGAGGAAGAAUCAAGAAACAAACAUGAAGAUCAGAUUUGCCUUUGAACAUAUUGAUUUUAUUUUUUAAAUAAUAUAUUGAUGAUUCUUUUUAUCCCUGUCUUUUUCUGCAAAAUGUGCCUGUGCUGCAUUUUUUUUUUGUUUCUUUUUAAGACAAUCUUUUAAAAAAGAACAUCUUAUUAUUUUUUUGUUCCUGGAAGCUUGUUGCAUGGCUAUUCAGAGAGUAAAACAGACUCACAUAAGAGAAUUUUAAGAAGGAAAAAGAAGCAUGCCUCUGCUUGCACUUCACAUUUUAAUGUGCCACUGUAAGAGGCCUCUGCAGCUUGUCACUUUACCGUUGGUGGAAAUGACCGACUCUACCUGAAGACACUGACUCAGGAUACUUUUUAAACUCCGGAGGAAAUCAUGGACUUUGACCAAGAUGCCUGAGGUUGAUGAAUGUAAGGUGGGGGUUCUCACUUUGGAGAGAUCUCAAAAGCCACUACAAAGCCAUGUUAACUGUAAUGAAAGUGAAAACAAAAUGUGUUUGAGGCACAGGUGUUCGUUUUUUUAAUGAUUUUUCUUUCUUUUUUUUGGAUGGUGUGGUAGGGGUCAUUUUUCAUUCAUAAUUUCUUACUUCAUGACCUGUGGAAUGUGUAAAGUGUCUGGUUAGUGGAGUGAUGCUAAGAAACAAUUUAUGAGAUUUCAGGACUAACAUUACGGUAUUAUCGGAAUAUUUGUGGAAGAGUAAAUACUGUUUAAUGCGUAAUGUCCUAAUUAACCCUGGUUUCAAUUUAUGGUUUAGGGACAAGCGGAUGUAAAAUUUGAGAGCAUUUUGGUUCUGUUAUGUCUUUGAAUGUUUCAAUUGUAGGACAGCACAUGGCGUACUGGAUGCUGCUGUGGUGUGCCAAAUGUAGUGAAAAUGUGACAGUGCUCAGCUUUAUUCGUGCCCAGCACUUUAUGCUUAAAGAAGGGUAUUUGACUUGAGAAUUUCAGGUAUUACGAGAAGUAUGUUAAUGUAAAGUUUCAGUGAAAAUUAAGAUGAUCUCAAGGUUCUUCCUGCAGUGGUUGUUCUUUUAUUGGUCCAAUUAAUCCACUUAAAUUAUGUUCCAGUGUCUGCUUUUAUUGGUACAUGAUGUAUACCAAGCUAACCUUUUAAAAAAAAAAAAUUUUCUUUUAGUAAAUAAAUAAAAAUUUGAAACCGAUCAAUGUGUUCUGCUGUAGGUCAGAAUGUGUAAUUCAAAUGGGGAAAAUGGCAAUUGGGGAUUUACAUGGACAGAAGUUUUUGGAACACUGGACUGAUGUUGGGUCAAAUGUGUACCUUAAAUUGAAUGCUUUUAUACAGCUGAUCGUGCUAUGGUUUUUGCCACUUUUGUCACUUCUGUUAUGUAAUAUUUCAAGAACACUGUUCACUAUCUGUCAGUUUUCUUUCUGUGGUGGGAGACCAAUUUGAAUAAAUCUAAUUAUUCAA
Molecule: messenger RNA, 2494 nt
Organism: Anguilla rostrata (American eel)
Lineage: Eukaryota; Metazoa; Chordata; Actinopteri; Anguilliformes; Anguillidae
Gene: tgoln2
Product: trans-golgi network protein 2
Exons: 4
Source: RefSeq, a predicted model, not a curated record